Microcebus murinus (gray mouse lemur) is the source of this 5455-nucleotide messenger RNA. NCBI's taxonomy places the organism in Eukaryota, Metazoa, Chordata, Mammalia, Primates, Cheirogaleidae. The record is from RefSeq and is a predicted model, not a curated record.
UUGCUUGUUUAAAAAGUAGGGGUGUUACCUUGUCUGUGCUUAGCCACUGCAGUAGAUGCUAGAAUGCAACCCCGAAUCAAACGCCACAGUUUUUCUGCACCCGAGGGCAGCUUGCUGUCUUUAUCUGCGCUGUCCAGCACCGUAUGGUCACCUGUGGCCAUUUAUAUUUAAAUUAAUUUAAAUUCAGUGAAAGUAAAAAUUCAGUCCAUCGGUUGCACCGGCCACAUUGCAGGCAUUCAGCAGCCACCUGAGCCUCGUGAGUACUGACCAUAUUGGACAGUGUGGAUAUAGACCGUGUCCACUGUCAGGGAAAGUUCCACCAGACAGUGCUACUCUGCAUAAACAAUCAAAUAGUUAAUACUUAUCCAAGCAAGAUAAUGAAGUCUGGGCAAAGCGUACUGAAGGAAGAAUAGAGUUCCAUGAUAGAGGGACUCCAGGGUGCAGAGGGCAGCCCAGGAGAGGUCUCUCUCUCUCUGCAAGGAGGCAGCAUUUUUGCCAAGACUGUCACGAUGGCCCGAGUGAGGUCAUGCCGGGGGAGGGGACAGCACAUGGAAAGGCCGUGAGGCUGGAAGGAUGGCUGACGUGGUGCGAAUAAAAUGCACACAGAAAGGACCAGAGCAGUAUAAGACGUAGGUUAAGGAGAGAGGCGGGACCCAGGCCCGGAAGGGCCUUGCACGUCAUAGUAAGUCACCUUGACAACGUCUUACUGGGUUCAGCCACCACCCAGAUGGGCACACACCUGGGGCAGGAGAGCAUAUACACACACAUGGGGCAGGUGAGCACACACUUGGAACAGGUGAACACACACACACACCUAGGGCAGGUGAGAACAUAUCUGGGGCAGGUGAGCACACACACCUGGGCCAGGUGAGUGCACACUUACCUGGGCCAGGUAAGAACAUACCUGGAUCAGGUGAGCACAUUACACACGCCCAGGCCAGGUAAGCACACACACCUGGGCCAGGUGAGAACGUACCUGGGGCAGGUGAGCACUACAUACCUGGGCCAGGUGAGCUCACACAUACUUGAAGUAAAUUAGAAUAUACCUGGGGCAGGUGGGCACAUACAUGCACCUGGGGCAGGUGAGAACAAACCUAGGGCAGGUGAGCACAUUACACACACCUGGGCCAGGUAAGCACACACAUCUGGGCCAGGUGAGAACAUAUCUGGGGCAGGUGAGCACAUGUGGCAGGUGAGCACCUCUAAGGGCUCUGCGAGGGGCAGGGUGGUCAAGACGGCAGACCAUAGGGCCACAGGCGGAAGGUUAAAUGCAUGUGAACUGUUUGUUGUCAGACUUUGGAAUGACCAGAGACAUCUACGAAACGGAUUACUACCGGAAAGGGGGCAAGGGCCUGCUCCCCGUACGGUGGAUGGCACCGGAGUCCCUGAAGGACGGGGUGUUUACCGCUUCUUCCGACAUGUGGUCCUUUGGCGUGGUCCUUUGGGAAAUCACCAGCUUGGCGGAGCAGCCUUACCAAGGCCUGUCUAACGAACAGGUGUUAAAAUUCGUCAUGGAUGGGGGAUAUCUGGAUCAACCUGAAAACUGUCCAGAGAGAGUCACCGACCUGAUGCGCAUGUGUUGGCAGUUCAACCCCAAAAUGCGGCCGACCUUCUUGGAGAUCGUCAACCUGCUCAAGGACGACCUGCACCCCAGCUUCCCAGAGGUGUCCUUCUUCCACAGCGAGGAGAACAAGGCCCCCGAGAGCGAGGAGCUGGAGAUGGAGUUCGAGGACAUGGAGAGUGUGCCCCUGGACCGGUCCUGUCAGAGGGAGGAGGCGGGGAGCCGGGAGGGAGGGUCCUCGCUGGGCCUCAAGCGGAACUACGAGGAGCACACCCCCUACACCCACAUGAACGGGGGCAAGAAGAACGGGCGGAUUCUGACCCUGCCUCGGUCCAAUCCCUCCUAACGGUGCCGCCCGGGCUGGGGAAAGGGUUCUCAGCGCCCGCUUUCCUCCGGGCUGAACGCCUCCAGAAAACUCAGGUCUCUCACGGCUCUACCACGACGUCGAACGGAGCUCGGAGAUGGUUCCUACGCACUUCUGCUCCCUUGGGACUCCAGGACACGCUGGUCACCGGUCGGAGGAUUUAACUGUGAACCCAGAGGGGGCGUGUUUCCACGGCUGCUGCUCUUUGGGCAAUGACAGUUUCAAACCAGGAUGUCUUCUGUCUCUUUUUUCUCUUCUUUUUCUAGUAGAUCGAAAGAAAGCACCUGUUUUUACAAAGAUUUUUUUUUUUUUUGCUGGCGUCUGAGCUACAGUAUAAAAGAUAAAAACCUCUUGUUUGUGGAACAGAGGUCUGAAAGGAAAAUACAAAAACAACACAGCCCUGGUUCCAGGAAAAAUUCCAAGCUUUACAAGGGUGAGCUUCAAGAAGGUUUGUUUUUUGUUUUUGUUUUUGUUUUUGUUUUGUCCUCAUCCAGGCUGAAGGAUUUUUGUUUUUUUUCUUCAUCUUCUUUACAAAGUCAGUUCCUCAGAUUGACCAAUAGCUGCUGCUUUCAUACUUUGGAUAAAGCGCCCGCAGUCUCGGCGUGUGCUCACGUGUGUAACACGCGUGUGCGUGUGUGUCCAGGUGAGACGCGGCUGGGGUGUGUGCCUGUGCAAAGUAUUCACGCUGGGUUGACGCGGUGGGAACUAGAUCGUGAAAGUUCCGUGCGCACAAACUCAGGACCCUUUCUCUCCUUCCUUCUUAUCCAACCGGGAGACCGUACCCUCAACAGGUUCUUCUUGCGCCAGAAGUCUACCCUCAGGUGUGUCCCCUCCCUUCACGUUGGUGAAAAAAAGAAAACAAAAAUGUUUUCUGGGAGCCAAGGGAGGAGCAUUUAGUUUGGAGUGAUUGUGGAUCUUUUCAAGACCAAACAAAGCCAGGACGUUAAGAAACAAAAAAAUGCAAAAAGAAAAAGGAAAAAAAAAAAAGAGUUCCAAGAAUAUAUUUGUAACAUACUUAAUUUAAAAAAGAAUCUCUGGCAUUAGCUUUGUAAGUUAUUGACUCUAUACCCUGCCGGGGAGGAAGGAGUGGUCGUGAGUUGGUCCACCUGUGUUGGGGGAGGGGAGGACUCGAGGCACCAGUUGGCCCCUUUGUUUGGUCUUAAAGGCAUCCAUUUUCUGGGAAUUAAGCCACAUUAGCUGCUAACCCUUUUGGCCACGUGGAGCACGCGAGAGACUGGGUUCUACGUAUGUUCUGGUUCGGAUACCAAGGUCUGCUGUUCAGAUAAGCUGGUGGCUCCCUGGAGCUGAGCCCGCCUUCAAGAACACCUGUGUCCAUCCUCUGGUCUUUGCGUGUGUUCCUCGCCUGGUGUUUCUUCUCCCAGGUGUGCACGUCCUACAGUCCCCACGCAGACAGGACAAACUCAGAUCCCAAAGAGCGACAGCACGGAUGGACUCUGAGAACACUGAAGCAAUACAAAAGGGAGAGGUGCUGAGAAUAUCUCCUGGUCUCCUCAGGGCCUCUGACUGUCUUCAGUACCGAACUCCCAGUAGCUGCUCUGGGCCCCAGCGACCUCAGGCGGGCCAGGUGUGGUGCCUGAGCAGAACUCUCAGGUGAUGACGAUGUUGCAGUCCCUAAGAGAGGAGAGUCUGGGGGAGAAACCGUUGAAGACCUUCACACUACCGAGAACUUCCGAAUGGGCGUGAACCCGAGACUUCUUCUCUUUGGCCAAAAAAAAAAAACAAAAACAAAAACAAAAACCAACCACAGCUGCUCAAAUAAAGAACACGGUGAACUCAUCACUAUGGUUCAAUCAAAACCAUCACCCAUGGGUUAUUCCUGAAUGCAUUUUCUCACAAGUGUUUGAUUGCUUCCUUCUUAAGAGUUGUGGACUUAAGAACGGGAUAGAGACAUAACGGCAACCUCCGAGUCCCCUCAAUUCUUGAUUAAGAGCACAGGUAGACACCAAUCCCAAUGGUCUAUUGCUAUCUUAUUUAUAUGAUUGGAGAAAUUGCCUAUCACCUAUUGGUGGGGAGCCCCUGUGAUUGGGCACAAGAAGCAAGCGUACAGAAAUUAUUUUUUGCCAAAUUUUUUUUUUUUUUUGUAAAUAGGAAGGUCUGUACGUCAAUUUUAAACAACAACAACAACAGCAAAACCCGUAGCUCUAGGUAUUUUUUUGUUCUUUUCCUAGGCAGUUUGUAGUGGUCGUAGACUACACUAGCAGCAAUUUUCACAUUUUUCUAAUUCAGAAAGGUUUUCUUAUUAUUAGGGGAAAAGUAUUUAUUUUAAUAUAUAAAAUCACUCAAAAUCACUCUGGUAAAAAAUGGAGCGCAUGUACAUUUUUAUCAAAGAAAAAUAAACAGGUGAAUGUGUGGGGUAUUAUUUUUUUUUUUUCAGCACAGUCUACCUCAGUGUAUUGUUAGGAUAUGGUUCAAUAAUAGACAUCUUGGAGACUUCAGAAUUCCCCCUGGAUCCGGUCCAAAUCAGGGAAAAUGUGUAUCAGCUGAUCCCGAAUGCCAGAGACCGGUAGGAAUUUUGAGGGAGGGAGUCGGGAUGGAGAUGUACCCUUCACCUAGGCAUAGACCUUUGUUUUUUUUUGUUUUUUCCUGGCUGGUUAUAGUCUUCUCUGAAUUUAAUCUUCCUUUUUGGUUUUUUUUUUUUUUUUUUUGGUUUUUUGGUUUUUUAUUUAAAUCCUCCAUCUGUUAAUACCACGUACCCCAAACAUAAACCACAUUUCAGGCCAUCGUGAUGUCUCUGAUGUGCACAUGGUCUGCUUUGCUUCCACGAGGGGCCUGUGUCCCCUCUGUGGCUGGCACGAAGGCAGGCUUUGCUGCAAAGCCAGCUUUCCCUCUUGUCCCACUCAACCCCCCUGAAGGGAGCACAGAGGUGCCCUGGGCCCUCCCAUGGUCUGUUCCCACUCUUUUCAGGCCGGUGAUGCUCUUUGGGGCCAGAAUGAACUGUGAUCACGGGCGCGUCACACACAAGCACCCAAUGCGAUGUCUCCUUUUAUGCUCCCGGUGGGAAGGAGGGCGACGGGGGUGGGGGAGGGGAGCAAUUUGGGGAAAUCCCCAUCCAAAACCCACUAAUGUGCUGAAUGCUUUUUUUAGCCGCAAAUCUUGGACCCCGGGCGUUGGGGUUUGGCUGACCUCCAGCUGAGACUGUUUGACCUUGUUUGACUUGUUUGGGAACCCACAGGAGCAUCUAGGCAGGGCUGGCAAGGGCUGUUGUCAUCCUCGCCAAACCUUGCUGCUCUUGUUGCAUUUUUGGGGACUGUCCUUGCAGGCUCAUCCUUCUCCACCUGCCGUGGAGAGAGGGGCAGAGGGGUCGUGCCCACCCUGGGCAAACGAGUUUCACUAAUUUUAUUUGACUGUUCCUACUGCCACCGUGGAACAGAACGAGCAAGCAGCCAUGGGGUCAAAACCCUUCCUUGCCAUUAGAAAAUGCUGCCUUUGUAACAGCAGAACUUUGGUCCUAGAAAGUCAUGAUUGUCCUGGGAGUUUGUACCGAUGGGUUACAAAAAAAAAAAAAAAAA